AAAAACACGGGCACCGCGCGGCGCGGGUGCGGGGUGCGGAGCGCGACAACGACGCGCGCGACGUGCGCCGUGAUGGCGCCCUCGCACUCGCCCUCGCGGUCCUCCUCCUCGGCCGCCGCCGCCACCUCGGCCUCCACGCCCCGGGUCCCAGGGCGGCAGCCGCAGCAGCAGGCUCGCGGCGCGGCGGCGGCGGCGGCGGGGGCGGGGGCGGGGGCGGCGUCCCCGGUGUACCUGAACGUGUACGACGUCACCCCGGCCAACGGCUACGCGCGGUGGCUCGGCCUCGGCGUCUACCACUCCGGCGUCCAAGUUCAUGGGGUGGAGUACGCGUACGGGGCGCACGACGGGGCGGGGAGCGGGAUCUUCGAGGUGGCGCCGCGGGAGUGCCCCGGGUACGCCUUCCGGGAGGCGAUCCUGGUGGGGACGACGGAGCUGGCGCGGGCGGAGGUGCGGGCCCUCAUGGCGGACCUCGCCGCCGAGUUCCCCGGCGACGCGUACAACCUCGUCUCCCGCAACUGCAACCACUUCUGCGACGCCGCCUGCCGCCGCCUCGUCCGCGCGCGCAUCCCGCGCUGGAUCAACCGCCUCGCCAAGAUCGGGGUCGUCUUCACCUGCGUCAUCCCGGGAAACGGCCAGGCGGUGCGCCGCAAGGGGGAGCCCGCCGCCGCCGUCGGGAAGAAGGCCACCAUCCGCAGCCGCUCCGCGCGCCAGGCCGCGCAGGCCACCGCGCCGCCGCGUCCCAAGACGUUCUUCCGCUCCCUCUCCGUCGGCGGCGGCGGCAGCAGCAAGAACGUCACGCCGCGGCCGCUCUCAACCUCGCCGUCAUCCGCCGCCACGUAACCGCGCCCACCUUUUAAUCUUCCUGAUUACAGUUUUAUCUCAUCUUUUUGUAACUCAGUAAAAAAAAACUUUGUGCAUAAACUUAAGAUUAAAUUAAUCCGAGAUUUGCUAGUGCCA
Messenger RNA from Oryza brachyantha (malo sina), 957 nucleotides. Its product is annotated as deSI-like protein At4g17486. NCBI's taxonomy places the organism in Eukaryota, Viridiplantae, Streptophyta, Magnoliopsida, Poales, Poaceae. Gene Ontology annotation, biological process: protein deubiquitination. The record is from RefSeq and is a predicted model, not a curated record. Bases 73 to 840 code for a protein of 255 amino acids. The transcript is spliced from 2 exons. Gene Ontology annotation, molecular function: deubiquitinase activity.